This is a messenger RNA of Colletotrichum orchidophilum, 1404 nucleotides long. RefSeq names its product ThiF family protein. Gene Ontology annotation, cellular component: cytoplasm; cytosol. Gene Ontology annotation, biological process: tRNA wobble position uridine thiolation; protein urmylation. The transcript has 3 exons. The record is from RefSeq and is a predicted model, not a curated record. Gene Ontology annotation, molecular function: adenylyltransferase activity; thiosulfate-cyanide sulfurtransferase activity; URM1 activating enzyme activity. NCBI's taxonomy places the organism in Eukaryota, Fungi, Ascomycota, Sordariomycetes, Glomerellales, Glomerellaceae. Bases 1 to 1404 code for a protein of 467 amino acids.
AUGAGCAGAAUCGAAGAGCUGCGGCACAAAGUCGCAAGGGCUGAGCACGAGCUUCAGAAUCUUAAGGAACAGCUGGCCAGCGCAGAGAAAGAGGCACAGGAGGAAGCAUCAGCUCAACCCUGGAAAUGGCCCCUGCAACCCGAGGAUUAUGAGAGAUACGGACGGCAGCUAAUCAUACCUCAAGUGGGUGUCAAAGGUCAACUCAGGCUAAAGAAGUCCAAGAUCUUAAUCAUCGGCGCCGGGGGUCUGGGAUGCCCCGCAGCGGCGUACAUUGCCGGAGCGGGGGCCGGCACCAUUGGACUCGUCGACGGUGAUGUCGUCGAGGUCUCCAACCUGCACCGUCAGGUCGCCCACUCGACUGACAGGGUCGGAAUUCCCAAGGUCGAAAGCGCCAUCACAUACCUGAAGGGUCUCAACCCUCUAGUGACAUAUCGUCCGCACACGCAACAUUUGACGCCAUACAACGCCGAUGAAAUUGUAUCGCAAUACGACCUCGUGCUCGACUGCACCGACCACCCGACCUCCCGCUACCUCAUCUCCGACAUCUGCGUCCUCCUUCAGAAGCCCCUCGUCUCCGCCUCAGCCUUUCGCACAGACGGCCAGCUCAUCAUCCUCAACUCGCCAGCCGCGCCACAGGGCAGCCCAGAGGGCGGGCCUUGCUACCGCUGCGUAUUCCCCAAGCCGCCGCCGCCCGACAGCGUGGUCAGCUGCGGCGAGGGCGGCAUCCUCGGGCCGGUGGUCGGCGUCAUGGGUGUCCUGCAAGCGCUCGAAGCAAUCAAGCUCGUUGCCGCUGGGGCGGUCGACCCUGAGGUCAAGGGUAAGAAGGCGGCUGCGCCUUCACUUCUCAUCUUUUCGGGUGCGGCUCCGUCCGGGCCCUUUAGGUCUGUCCGCAUGCGGGGCCGAAGAAAGGACUGCUUCGCUUGUUCUGCGACGUCGACGCUGUCUCUCGAGACUCUGCGAUCGGGAUCACUCGACUAUGUGUCGUUCUGCGGGGUUAAUGCGCCAGUCAGUCUUCUUGCGCCCGAGGAGCGCAUAUCUGCAACCGAGUACAAACAAGUCUCAAACGAGAAGGGCGGCCGGCAUCUUCUGUUGGAUGUUCGAGAGCGCGAGAACUUUGACAUCUGUAGCCUCGACGGCGCUUUGAGCAUCCCCAUUGCCAAUUUCAUGAGGGAGACGCAGCCGUCAAGCGACGGGGUCAACCCCCGACCUGAGUGGCUGCCAUUGGAUUUCCCAGAGGAUUCGCCCAUUUAUCUGGUCUGCAGGGUCGGCAACGACUCACAACUGGCGGCGAGGCGACUCAAAGACUUGGCGCUGGAUAAUAAUGGCAAACGAUUCAUCGGCGACAUUGAGGGAGGCAUGAGGGCUUGGAAGAAACAGGUGGACCCCACGUUGCCUUUUAUCUGA